Messenger RNA from Gymnogyps californianus (California condor), 709 nucleotides. It is a transcript of the gene ZFAND2A, whose product is annotated as zinc finger AN1-type containing 2A. Gene Ontology annotation, biological process: protein targeting to ER; proteasome-mediated ubiquitin-dependent protein catabolic process. The record is from RefSeq and is a predicted model, not a curated record. Gene Ontology annotation, cellular component: endoplasmic reticulum; cytoplasm. NCBI's taxonomy places the organism in Eukaryota, Metazoa, Chordata, Aves, Accipitriformes, Cathartidae. The transcript is spliced from 6 exons. The coding region runs from base 37 to 570 and encodes 177 amino acids. Gene Ontology annotation, molecular function: zinc ion binding.
UGUUCCCCGGGGCGAGGGUCCCGCUGCCUGGCCGGUAUGGAGCUCCCGGGGCUGGGCGAGCACUGCUCGGAGCGCACCUGCAAGCAGUUGGACUUCCUUCCUCUGAAAUGCGAUGCAUGUGGGGAGGUCUUUUGUAGAGGUCACAUCCGGUAUGAUGACCACAAGUGUAGCUCUGCCUACAAGAAAAAUGUGCAGGUUCCAGUGUGUCCGCUCUGUAACGCACCUGUCCCAGUACAGAAGGGGGAAAUACCAGAUAUUGUGGUUGGAGCCCACAUGGAUAAGGACUGUAAAUACAAUCCAGCACAGCAAAAGCAGAGGAUCUUCACAAACAAGUGCUUAAAGCCAGGCUGCAAAAGGAAAGAGAUGAUGAAGGUAGUUUGUGAACAGUGCGGUGGCAACUUCUGCAUAAAACAUCGGCAUCCUCUGGAUCACGACUGUAAAGGGAGCAGCCACCCCACCUCCAAGGCAGGAUACGCAGCUCUGAUGAGAGCCUCUCAAACUGCCUUCAAGUCAACAGGAGCAAUUGGAGUGCCAUCUAAUGGGAGUAUUCAGCACAACAGAUGCAGAUAGUAGAGGCUCUUCACAUCUGGAUCAAACCUCUGUCUACUUUAAUCUUGUCUAUAGCUCUUUAAAAUUUUCUAUGCAAUUAACUUAUUUUUGUAUCAUAAUGUUUUAUGCAUUCAAUAAACUGUCACCCUUUCCAAGCCAA